UCUCGCCAAGGAUCCUAUUUGGGAAUCAAUCCAAAAGCAGGAACCUCCUUCUUUGCAUCCAGGAGCAAAACCAAAGCUGUUGGAACACUUUUUUUUUUUAAGGAGUGGGACCUCUCUCUCCCCCCCCCAGGAGCAUCUUUGCCUCCACCUGUGAGCUCGCAGGCUCCAGAGGGAAGGAAGGAAGGGAGAUAAUUACUGCCACCUGUGAGGAUUAUUAAGCCAGCAUGGCGCACGCCGCCUCGCAGCUGAAGAAGAAGGCGGACGAGAACCUGGUGGCCGCCGAGGAGGAGAAAGAGAAGGAGAGGAAGAGAGCCAAGAGACGCCUGCGAGAUGUCAGGAAGAAGCCUGACGUCAAUGCCUGCUACCUGCGAGCGGCCCGCGCCGGCAACUUGGAGAAGGCGCUGGACUACCUGAAGAAUGGAGUGGACAUCAACAUCUGCAACCAGAACGGCCUCAACGCCCUGCACCUGGCCUCCAAGGAGGGUCACCUGGAGGUGGUGGCGGAGCUCCUGCGGCGGGGCGCCAACGUGGACGCCGCCACCAAGAAAGGCAACACGGCGUUGCACAUCGCGGCGCUGGCGGGCCAGAUGGACGUGGUGAAGGAGCUCGUCUCGCAUCACGGGAACAUCAACGCGCAGUCACAGAAUGGCUUCACGCCGUUGUACAUGGCGGCGCAGGAGAACCACUUGGAGGUGGUCCAGUACCUGUUGGACCACGGGUCCAGUCAGAGCAUCGCCACUGAGGACGGCUUCACCCCGCUGGCGGUGGCGCUGCAGCAGGGCCACGACCAGGUGGUGUCGCUGCUCCUGGAGAACGACACCAAGGGCAAGGUCCGCCUGCCGGCGCUGCACAUCGCCGCCAGGAAAGACGACACCAAGGCCGCCGCCCUCCUGCUGCAGAGCGACCACAACGCCGACGUGGAGUCCAAGAUGAUGGUGAAUAGGACCACGGAGAGCGGCUUCACGCCUCUACACAUCGCCGCUCACUACGGGAACAUCAACGUGGCGACUCUGCUGCUCAACAGAGGAGCCGCCGUCGACUUCAAGGCACGGAAUGACAUCACACCGCUGCACGUGGCCUCCAAGCGUGGGAAUGGCAACAUGGUGAGACUUCUGCUGGAGAGAGGAGCCAAGAUAGAAGCACGCACCAAGGACGGUCUGACUCCGCUGCACUGCGGUGCCAGGAGUGGACACGAGCAGGUGGUGGAGAUGCUGCUGAACCGAGGCGCACCCAUCCUCUCCAAGACCAAGAACGGCCUCUCCCCGCUGCACAUGGCCACGCAGGGCGACCACCUCAACUGUGUCACGCUGCUGCUGCACCACGAGGCGCCCGUGGACGACGUGACCAACGACUACCUGACGGCGCUGCACGUGGCCGCCCACUGCGGACACUACAAGGUGGCCAAGGUCAUCGUGGACAAGAAGGCCAACCCCAACGCCAAGGCCCUGAAUGGUUUCACUCCGCUGCACAUCGCCUGCAAGAAGAACCGAGUCAAGGUGAUGGAGCUCCUCCUCAAGCAUGGAGCCUCCAUCCAGGCCGUCACUGAGUCCGGCCUGACUCCCAUCCACGUGGCGGCCUUCAUGGGCCACGAGAACAUGGUCCACCAGCUCAUCAACCACGGAGCCUCACCCAACACCAGCAACGUGAGAGGCGAGACUGCUCUCCACAUGGCUGCUAGGGCGGGCCAGUCUAAUGUGGUCCGAUAUUUGGUCCAGAACGGUGCGCGGGUGGAUGCCAAGGCCAAGGACGAGCAGACGCCGCUGCACAUCGCCAGUCGUCUUGGCAAACUGGACAUCGUCCAGCUGUUGCUGACCAAAGGGGCGUGUCCUGACACCACCACCAGCUCCGGCUACACCCCCCUGCACCUGGCCGCCCGGGAGGCUCACCGGGAGGUGGCGGCGGCGCUGCUGGACCACGGAGCCAACCUGGGCAUCACCACCAAGAAGGGCUUCACUCCUCUUCACGUGGCAGCAAAGUACGGCAAGUUGGACGUGGCCAACCUUCUCCUGCAGAAGAACGCUGCGCCAGACGCUGCCGGGAAGAGUGGACUGACUCCCCUCCACGUGGCGGCGCACUACGACAACCAGAAGGUGGCGCUGCUGCUGCUGAAGCAGGGGGCGUCGCCACACGCUGCCGCCAAGAAUGGCUACACGCCGCUACACAUCGCCUGCAAGAAGAACCAGAUGGAGAUCGCCACCACGCUGCUGGAGUACGGCGCCUCCACCAACAGCGUGACGCGGCAGGGCAUCACGCCGCUGCACCUGGCCUCCCAGGAGGGUCACGUGGACCUGGUCACGCUGCUGCUGGCGCGCGACGCCGCCGUCAACGCCGCCAACAAGCACGGCCUGACGCCGCUCCACCUGGCAGCCCAGGAGGACAAGGUCAACGUGGCCGAGGUCCUGGUCAACCACGGAGCCACGCCCGACCCUGAGACCAAGCUGGGCUACACCCCCCUGCACGUGGCCUGUCACUAUGGCAACGUGAAGAUGGUCAACUUCCUGCUGAAAAACCAGGCCAAGGUCAACCCAAAGACCAAGAACGGCUACACACCUCUUCACCAGGCCGCUCAGCAAGGACACACACACAUCAUCAACCUGCUGCUGCAUCACAAGGCCUCACCCAACGAACUCACCACGAACGGGAACAGUGCUCUGUCCAUCGCCAGGAGGCUGGGCUACAUCUCAGUGGUGGACACACUCAAGGUCGUCACAGAGGAGACGCUGACCACUCAGACGGUGACGGAGAAACACAAGAUGAACGUUCCGGAGACCAUGAACGAGGUGUUGGACAUGUCUGAUGAUGACGUGUGUAAAGUUCCUGCCAGCAUCCCAGAGGACAAUUUGUCUGAUGUGGAUGAUGAAGAGGUGCAUUAUGGGAAUGUCUGCAUCAACUACUGCUGUGAGGACGCCAUGACGGGGGACACGGACAAGUACCUGGCCCCCCAGGACCUGCGGGAGCUGGGCGACGACUCUCUGCCCCAGGAGGGCUACAUGGGCUUCAGUGUGGGCGCUCGCUCGCAGAGCCUGCGUUCCUUCAGUUCUGAUAGGUCCAACACUCUCAACCGCAGCUCCUUCACGCGGGACAGCAUGAUGAUCGAGGAGAUGCUGGCGCCCAGCAGGGACUUGAUGCUCUGCAAGGAAAAGUCAUUGAGGGUAGAAGACCACAACAAGCACCUGGCGGCGGCCAAAGACCAGGACCAGGACUCCUUGAGGAGGUACAGCUGGACGCCAGAGACCAUGGACAACAUCAACAUGGUCUCCUCACCUGUCCACUCUGGUUUUUCCUCUCCGCUCCCGCAGUACGACAGCAGGUUCCUGGUCAGCUUCAUGGUGGACGCCCGGGGCGGCUCCAUGCGGGGGAGUCGCCACAACGGCAUGCGCAUCAUCAUCCCGCCCAGGAAGUGCACGGCGCCCACGCGCAUCACCUGUCGCCUGGUCAAGCGCCACAAGCUGGCGUCGCCGCCCCCCAUGGUGGAGGGGGAGGGCCCGGCCAGCCGGCUGGUGGAGGUGGGCCCGGCCGGCGCUCAGUUCCUGGGUAAGCUCCAUCUUCCCAGACAGCCGCCGGCUCUUAAUGAAGGCGAGAGCCUGGUUAGUCCAGUUCUCCAGCUGGGACCCCGAGGAACUAGAUUUGUUGGGCCCGUGAUAGUGGAGAUCCCCCACUUUGGCUCCAUGCGGGGGCAGGAGCGAGAACUCAUCCUACUGCGGAGCGAGAACGGAGAAGCCUGGAAGGAGCACCUGUACGACUGUAAGACCGAGGACCUGCGUCAGCUCCUCAACGGCAUGGAUGAAGAACUGGACAAUAUGGAGGAGCUGCAGAAGAAGAGGAUCUGCCGCAUCAUCACCAAGGACUUCCCCCAGUACUUUGCCGUGGUGUCUCGGAUUCGGCAGGAAACCAAUCAGAUGGGUCCUGAGGGCGGGACGCUCUGCAGCCGGAGUGUCCCGUUGGUACAGGCCUCCUUCCCUGAGGGGGCGUUAACCAAAAAGAUCAAGGUUGGACUGCAGGCCCAGCCUGUACCAGACGACACCGUGAAAAAAAUCCUGGGUAACCGAGCCACCUUCAGCCCAAUUGUGACGGUGGAGCCCAGAAGGAGGAAGUUCCAUAAGCCCAUCACAAUGACGAUUCCGGUCCCACCCCUCUCAGGGGAGGGUCUUUCCAACGGGUACAAAGGAGACUGCACUCCAUGCCUACGCCUUCUUUGCAGCAUCACAGGCGGUACUUCGCCGGCACAAUGGGAGGACAUCACAGGCACGACCCCUCUCACCUUCGUCAACGACUGCGUCUCCUUCACGACCAACGUCUCGGCCAGGUUCUGGCUAGCGGACUGCCACCAGGUCCCGGAGACGGUGGGUUUGGCCUCGCAGCUGUACAGGGAGCUGAUCUGCGUGCCCUACAUGGCCAAGUUUGUGGUCUUCGCCAAGAUGAACGACUCGCUGGAGUCCCGGCUGAGGUGUUUCUGUAUGACGGACGACAAGGUGGACAAGACACUGGAACAGCAGGAGAACUUUGAGGAGGUGGCCAGGAGCAAAGACAUCGAGGUUCUAGAAGGUCGGCCCAUUUACGUGGAUUGUUACGGCAACCUGGCUCCUCUGACCAAAACUGGUCAGCAGUUAAUUCUCAACUUCUACGCCUUCAAGGAGAACCGGUUGCCCUUUUGCGUCAAGGUUCGAGACCCCAGCCAGGAGGCGUGCGGGCGUCUGAGCUUCCUGAAGGAGGUGAAGGGCGCCAAAGGCCUCCCGCAGACGGCGGUGUGCAACCUGAACAUCACGCUGCCCGCCGCCAGAAAGGAAAUGGAGUCAGAUGGCGAGGAAGAGACUGAAAAGCCCGAGCGACGUCAUACCUUUGCAUCUCUAGCCUUACGUAAGCGCUACAGCUAUCUGGCCGAGCCUGCACUGAAAACAGAAGUUGAGCGAAGCACACCAGCAAGAACACUGCCUGCUGGUCACCCUCACAAACCUGUCUUUCCAACCAGACCUUACCCACCAUGGUCGACUGCUCCUCUUACCGUCCCUGGCCAAGCAAGGCUCGGCGGAGUGGGGGGUUCCGUCACCACUGCCGAUUCACCGGCCGGCUCAGCAGCUUCUUCUCCACUGAAAUCUCCCUGGCCCUUUUCCCCAUCACCUGCAUGUUCUGCACCUAUUAGAUCCACCAUGGGAUCGCCACUUCAAGCACCUAACUUGUCCUCCUCUCCAGUUAGUGACAAAGUGCCCUCAUCCCCCUUGAGGUCUUACAGGACUAUGCCAUCACCCAUUAAAACAGUUGUCCAGCAGAGUCAGUAUCCAGUUCAAGCCUCUGCCAGCUUGGUGUCCUCUGGAAGUCCGUGUAAACCUGCUACAGAGCCUGCAUCUAUCAGAAGUUUUUCUUCGGCAUACACGUCAAGGACCUCCCCAGUUCACUCAAUAGCCAAUGGUUACGUGCCAGAUAAGUUGUCUUCACAUUCAGCUCCAGUAUCACCAAAGACACCAUAUAACAUCUACAGUUCUUUUAAGAUAGAUCCAGGAGCACCAAAUCCUGCCUCCGCCAAAAGCAUCUCCAGCCUAUCCUCUUUGAAAACCUCUUCUGAUUCCACUCUUUCCCCGCGAGGGGGGAAGUCCACCCUAUCGUCGCUCUCCUCCACUGGGAGGACAACCAUUGCUUCAUCAGAAUUGUCCAUGAGGAACGGAAACACCUCACCUGUAAAAUAUCCAUCGUCCUCGUCCACGCCCUCUUCACCUUCUUCUCGGCUUCUGUCAGAGAGGAGUAGUAGCCUUCAGGAGAGGAUCCAAGCCACGACGCAGGCAGCAACGUCUGGCAUCAGCGCCGCCAUAAACGAAGCCAUUGACUCGUACUCUGUGUCGGGCUACGGCACUCUCAAAUCGCUGUCUUCCCCUCGUAGAACUGCCACAGCAAGCUCUGCUUACGGUUCUCUGAGAUCUGAAGCGUCCCCCACAGGCUCUACGGUUUCUUCGAAUACAGUCACUAUCCCUGUUUAUUCAUUGCUUAAUGUCAUGGUAGACACCCCUGUCAAACCAGGGCCUGGGUCUCUCAAAAUGUCAUUCCCCAAUUCCCCUCGAGCCCCGCCCUCUUCCUCUAUGUCUUCCUGCGUUACGACCUCAAAAAUCAACUCCCAAUUAAAAUCGCCUCCUUUCAUCACUCCUCCCAUUGUCCAUUCCGCAGCUUCCAACCAGGAGAUACUGAAAGAUGUAGCUGACAUGAAAGAGGACCUCAUGAGGAUGACGGCUAUCUUACAGACAAACACGCAGACAGCAGCUAAAACUGUCCAAACGUCUCUCACGAGCACUCCUCAAGAGACCAAGUUAGAUGACGAUGAGCCGUAUACGCUUGUGGAGAAAGUGAAAAAGGAUUUAGUGAAAGUCAGUGAGAUUUUACAGAAGGACAUUGUGAGUGAAAGGAAGUCUAUAGAGAGAGUAGAAGAGGAGGAGGGGUGGGAGGAAUUUUCUAUAGAUGAGCUUGAGGAAGCCCAAAGAAGCGUAGUCUCUUAUGAGGACACGCGUCUUCGUAAGCCGCAGUCAAAUAAUGAGCUGGAAUUGGCUAAAGUGGUUGACUUUCUAACUAGCGACAUUGGCGCUAGUUCUCUCUCUAAAAUGGCAGAAGUGAGAAGUAGGUAUGAGGAGGAGGUGAAAGGGGAAAGGGAGGAGAAACAAAAGCGUGUCCUCAAACCAUCCAUGACAAUACAGGAGCAUAAACUGAAAAUGCCUCCCCCAGUCUCAGGCAUGCUCAGAUCUCCAUCAGAGAAAGACCUAAGCAAGCUUGCUGAGUCAUAUCAGGGGGCAGACACUAUUCUUGAAUCACCAGAGGAGCUGUCUCACGAGCAGGACAAGAGUCCUCUGUCUGACAGCGGCUUUGAGACCAGGAGUGAAAAGACCCCUUCUGCUCCCCAGAGUGCAGAAAGCACAGACCCCAAGCCUUUAUUCACAGAUGUUCCUAUCCCCCCAAGUGUCCCCGAAAGCAGGUCUGACGUGGUCGACAUUCAAAGUUACGAGCACCCUUUUGAUGAGCCGCUUCUCAUGGAGGAAGCUGUGUCUGAUUUUCCGUCAACAAGCUCAGCUUCGGCCGUUCAGAUGAAAGUUCCUGAGGAGGACUCAAUGAGCAUGUGUCUAAAAGAGGAAACUCAGAUUACUACUACAACUAGAAUGGUCUAUCACAAACCUCAGAUCACUGAGGGCGCCGAGGGUAUCGAGGAAGCCAUGUCAGUUCGAGACAUCAUGAAAGCCUUCCAGUCUGGUAGGGACCCAUCCAAGGAACUUGCAGGGCUUUUUGAACAUAAAGCUAGCCAGGACUCUGUCAAAGGUGACGAGCUAUCUCCGCGGUUCCUUGACAGAGACACUAAAUCCAAACCCAAAGUAGAAAGGAUAAUUGAGGUUCAUAUUGAGAAGGGCCAUGGCACCGCAGAGCCAACUGAGGUUUUUAUCAGAGAAACUAAGAAACACCCCGAGAUGUAUGUCUACAAAAGGGACAGGAGCAUCAAGGAACUGCUUGAUUACGAGGAGAACCAACAGGAAGAGGAGGAGCUUAUUGUCGAAGAAUCCUUGCCUCUUUUCCUGGAAACAUCCCGCGUUAACACCCCAGUGUCCCAGGAGGACGACAGUCGCCCAAGUUCUGCUCAGCUGAUGGCAGAUGAUUCAUACAAAGCCCUGAAACUGCUCAGUCAGCAGUCCAUAGAAUACUGCGAUGAUGAGCUAUCAGAGAUCAGAGGGGAGUCUUACGAAUUUGCUGAGAAAAUGCUCCUCUCAGAUAAACUUGACCCAGCGUCAACGUGUCACUCAGACACAGAAGAUUCUGCAAUGAUGGCUGACAAAGACUUAACAUCCGAUGACAUAAAUCAACAGCAUGCUAGCCCUAAAAGAUCAAAGGAUGGUUCUCUAAAACAGGGCACAUUUUUGCACAGAGAUGAAGCGCCGCAGUUUGAUAAAGUUACAGUGCUCCAUUAUUCAACAGAACAGGGUAGUCCCAAGCGUGCUGUUUGGAUGAGAUUUACAGAGGACAAACAUGACAGAAGCAGGGACAAGCUCCUCUAUGAGGAUCGAGUAGACCAAUCUGUGAAAGAAGCGGAAGAAAAGCUCUGUGAAGUUUCCCAAUUUUUCCGUGAGAAAACAGAAAAGCUCAAUGAUGAGCUUCAGUCACCUGAGAAAAAGCCUGUGAGGCGACAAUUAAAAGAACCGAGGUCCUGGCCCACUUCAGCUUGCAGCAGUCCGCAGAAAACUAAGGCAGACGAGGAGGGAGUCUAUAAAAGCAAACUCAGGGAGCCUUCUGUCUCUAGAACAUUUGACAGCAUUCAACCAGCUGAAAAGAAAAGCUCCAGCUUGCCAAGCAGUCCUCAUAAAAGCGAUACAAUUAAACAAAAAACUAGGAUCAGUGAAUCUGAACCUUCCUCUCCUGCCCACAUAGCAUCAACGUCCAAAGUCAGCUCUGUAAGGUUGAAGUAUGAAUCUGAAUCUCAGAGAAAAGGUCAGUCCAGUCCAAUCAAAAUCCCCCCUCCAGUUCAGCCAAAACCUUCUAUUAAGUCAUUACAAGAGAGCAAACUCCCUGUUUACCAAUUUGUAGCUGACAGAAAAGCAUCUAAAGUUAGUGAAACGUCUCAAAAGGAAAGCUCCUAUAGUAGUAAUGAUAAUAAAUGUGACAAAGCUGAUUCAAUAUCAGCUCAUUCCCCAAAACACAGUGGUGAUACUUUAGUGAACAGAAAUCUCCCAAAUCUCUCACUGCAGAGACAAAGUAGCCUCGUCGGGCCUGAGAAAGCCACCAGUAAAGUCAAAGAUGCUCAUUGUGUCAUCACUCAGGAAGUUAACGUUGGCAGUAAUAUCCCUGAGAAAGAGAAGUAUGUUAAAACAUAUCAAGCAGCUGAUUUUUCAAGAAAAGAGGGUGAGGAAAUAACAAAUAAAAAUGACAGAAAACAAUUAGACUCACACAUUCCUGUAAGAACAGCAACCAGUUUUAAUGAUAAUGACCUCCCAAAGACGCAUUCUGUUACAAAACCCUCACAGAUACCUACGCUAUCUAAAAGUAGAAGCCUUGAAAAGACCUCAGCGAAAACAAACAAAACUUUUGAAAUUCUUGAUAACACUCCUAAAGAUUCCAACUCCAAUAACUUAGUCAGUUCAAAAGACAUUCUGGAGAAGGUAAUUACCCCUCCGGCUGAUGCAGCAACCAAAGAGAACUUUAGGGGCAUGAAAACGUUGCCUGUUUACGUCAGCCUCCAGGUGGGCCGUCAGGCUGAGCGGGAAGCCAAAGGGGCGCUGCAUGCCAUCAAACAGGACUCGGCACUUCCCAUAAGCCCAGAUGACGACACACUAGAACAGAUCUCUUUCAUAGAUAGCUCAGGGAAAAGCCCCCUCACGCCAGAGACCCCAAGCUCUGAGGAGGUCAGCUAUGACCUCACCGCCAGGACCCCCGAUGGCUUCUUGGCAUUAGUGACAGGUCAACCGAGCCCCAUCAUGGAGGUAUCUGAAGAAUUAGAAGAUGACGAGCAAGGCAGAGACAUUUUUUACUUUAAAGAUCCCCCAACCGAAAGCAAAGCUCAAGCGGACCUUGUUAAUGCUAACAUGCUAGAAACUAAAAUGACUGAUAACUAUCAAAGAUUAGAAAAUAUAUCCAUCCUGCAAGAAAACACAAUCAACGGCUAUGAUGAAAAAACAGUUCGGGAUGUCUCAAAAGACAAAGGGGUGGCAUACAUCGAAUUCCCUCCUCCCCCUCCUUUAGAUCUCUCGGAAACGUCUGAUCCAGACAGGAAAGGUUCUUGGGCUUCAUCAGAAACUGAAACAGAAAUGAUGGAAGUGAAUUUACAGGAGGAACAUGGCAAGAAGAUGCUGACUGAGCCAAUAAUACGUAUUCAGCCUCCUUCGCCAGUGCCCCCUGAGGGAGAUGAUAGUCAGUCAAAUGGGGAAGACGAUGAUGAAGAGUCAAUCUUCCAUUCGAUUCCCAGAAAGAAGUUUACCUUCAAUGCUCCCGGGGAGGAAGAAGAGAGGAGGGAGAAAUGUAAAAAACAAGACAAAAAUGGAAACAUCAAUGACCCUGUGGUUGGAACCAAUGGCUUUAAUGACACCAAUGGUUCUAACGGCAAGGGAGAGGACUAUGAUUUUGAACAAAAUGGAAAUGACCAGUCCAUUACGGACUGUUCACUUGCCACAACAGCUGAAUUUUCCCAUGACACUGAUGCCACAGAGAUAGACUCAUUAGAUGGAUAUGAUCUCCAAGACGAGGAUGAUGGUCUGUACGUACAAGCUGAUUUAAAGUCAUUAGGAACCCCUGAUAGCAGGCGAGAUGUCUGGGCGCCCGACACAUUUAGAUCUAUAGAGCGUUCUUUUCCUCAGACUAAACUUGAAGUUAUUGAAGAGGAGAAAACUCCAGAGGAAUGUCCAAAGGACCAGAGAGACAUUUCUUUCGAUGGUGAAAGACCGAAUAAUGGUCCUGAAAUCAACCAACAGAAACAUUCAGCUAAAGAAGGUUUUUCAAAUGCCUACUUUAGUUAUAAGUUAGAAGAGGAGUUUAAUUCUCCUUUUAAGACAGUCGCCACUAAAGGCCUGGACUUUGACCCCUGGCCCAACAAAGGCAGUGAAGAAGACGUUGUCGACAUGGAAGGCAUGCAGGAAGGCAAUGGCGAGCCUAAGCCUUUUGGGCUGGCAGUCGACGACCAGUCUCAGGCCACCACGCCAGACACCAGCCUGGCCCGAACGCCCACUGACGAUAGCACACCCACGAGCGAGCCAAAUCCCUUCCCAUUCCACGAGGGAAAGAUGUUUGAGAUGACACGCAGUGGUGCGAUUGACAUGAGCAAGAGGGACAUGGUGGAGGAGAGGCUCCAGUUUUUUCAGAUUGGUCCUCAGAGUCCCUGCGAGAGGACAGACCUCCGCAUGGCCAUAGUCGCAGACCACCUGGGACUCAGCUGGACCGAGCUGGCCCGGGAGUUGGACUUCUCGGUGGAGGAGAUCAAUCUGAUCCGGGUGGAGAACCCAAACUCCCUGACUGGGCAGAGCUUCACGCUGCUCAAGCGUUGGGUGCACAGAGACGCUCAACACGCCACAACGGACAUUUUAACGGCGGUGCUGAAUAAGAUCAAUCGCUUGGAUAUUGUGACUUUGCUGGAAGGGCCCAUAUUUGACUACGGUAACAUUUCAGGCACACGCUGCUUUGCCGAUGAUAUCGCAGUAUUCCCGGAUCAGUCCGAUGGGUACCACAAUGUAGACCUGGAGCUGCGCCUGAGCUCCGCACCCCCGACCCCCGACGACUCGUUCGGCGAGGGCGGCGCCCGCGUAGCCGUAGUAGCCCCCCCGAGCCCCACCGCCCUCCCCCGGCCUAGCGACCUCUCCCUGGCCCGGACCACCGGCGGGACCCUGGCACAGCCCCCCGUAGCGCGGGCGGAGGACAGCGGCUUGACGUCCGGCGAGAGCGGCGCGUCUGGCGAGUGGGCCGACAACGACAGGCGGGCGGCUCAGCAGCGCAGCGCCAAGAUCGAGUUUGAGGGCGCCUACGCCUCGGACCCAGAGACACGUGACGCCAGGAUGGAGGAAGAAGAGGGGGAGGAAGAAGAGGGGGAGGAGAUGACAGAGGAGAGGCUGAGGAGUCUCUUGGAGGACAUCAAGUUGGAGGAGGAAGGCCUGGAGGACGAGGAGAUGACGGAGGAGAAGUUGCACGCCAUCCUUCAGCGAGUCCGACAGGCAGAAAAAGAUUUGUCUUCACUUCCAGGCUGGAGCGGCGACGGCGCCGUGAUGGACCCCGCCCCCUCUGACCUCGGCCCCGCCUCCCAGGAGGGCAGCCCCGACUCGCUGGAGCAGCCGCCGCCUCGCCAGGACCAGCAGGAGGAGGCGGGGCAGUCGCGCAGGAGGGGAGGAGCCAAGGAGGAAGGAGGCGACAGGUCGGGUCUCAGAGUCCAGUGGGCACAAAAUGUCAUGGAUGAUGAUGAUGAUGACGAUGAUGAAGAUGAUGAUUAUGAAGAUGAGGAUGAUGAUGAUGAUGAUGAUGAGGAGGAGGGGGAGGAGGAGUCUAGUUCUGAGGAAGAGACCACCGUCACCACCCGAGUCUUUCACAGGCGCCUCAUUCUCAAGGGGGAGGAGGCCCGCCAGGCUCCCGGUGAGUCGGUGACGGAGCAUCAGUUCACCGACCAGCACGGCAAUCUGGUCACACGGAAAGUGAUCAGGAAGGUGGUGCGUCGGGUGGUGGGCGGCGGCUCGGAGAAAAACAGAAAAGAUGGCGAGGAAGGCGCCGCCGGGAAGGGCAAGGGGAGGGGCAAGCGGCAGGCGGAAAGUUCCGGAGAGCCCGACAAUGGCAACAACAACAACAACAACAACGCGGCCAGGAAGAGUCACUCGUAACAGCCAAACUCCUGACGCCAGCAGGUCCUCUGACGUGCACCUGUGUCUCUCUCUCUCUCACACACACACACACACACACGCACACACACACACACACACACACACACACACACACACACACACACACACACGAGCUGGGAGGGAAAAUGACUCAGCAUGGUUUUUAACAGC
This is a messenger RNA of Nerophis lumbriciformis (worm pipefish), 12473 nucleotides long. NCBI's taxonomy places the organism in Eukaryota, Metazoa, Chordata, Actinopteri, Syngnathiformes, Syngnathidae. The record is from RefSeq and is a predicted model, not a curated record.